Molecule: messenger RNA, 2348 nt
Organism: Oryza brachyantha (malo sina)
Lineage: Eukaryota; Viridiplantae; Streptophyta; Magnoliopsida; Poales; Poaceae
Product: mitogen-activated protein kinase 9
Exons: 10
Coding region: 196-2049 (617 amino acids)
Biological process (GO): intracellular signal transduction; protein phosphorylation
Cellular component (GO): cytoplasm; nucleus
Molecular function (GO): ATP binding; MAP kinase activity
Source: RefSeq, a predicted model, not a curated record
UCUCUCUCUCUCCUGCGCCGCCCCGCGCUCUCGUCUCAGCCGCCGACGAGAUCGGGCGGCGGCGCCGGCGCUACUUUGUGUAGACUACUCGGAGCGUCCCCCCGCGGCUCGUGCCGUGUGGAUUUGGGUGGGUUUUGCGAGGCGGCGGCUGUGGGAGUGGUGUACUGUGGAGGGGGAGAUCCGCCCGGGAGCGGAAUGCAGCAGGAGCAGCGGAAGAAGAGCUCUGCGGAGGCUGAGUUUUUUACAGAGUACGGGGAUGCAAACCGGUACAAGAUCCAAGAAGUCAUCGGUAAGGGAAGCUAUGGGGUUGUGUGCUCUGCCAUUGAUUUGCACACUAGACAGAGAGUGGCGAUCAAGAAAGUGCACAGUAUUUUUGAGCAUGUCUCGGAUGCUGCGCGUAUUCUCCGUGAGAUCAAGCUUCUGAGGCUCCUAAGGCAUCCGGACAUUGUUGAGAUUAAGCACAUCAUGCUACCUCCCUCGAGAAAGGAUUUCAAAGACAUUUAUGUUGUUUUUGAGCUUAUGGAGUCCGAUCUCCACCAAGUUAUAAAGGCUAACGAUGACUUGACAAAAGAGCACUACCAAUUUUUCCUUUAUCAAUUGCUCCGGGCCCUCAAAUACAUUCAUACCGCUAGUGUUUAUCACCGUGAUCUGAAGCCCAAGAACAUUUUAGCAAAUUCUAACUGCAAACUGAAAAUAUGUGAUUUUGGACUAGCACGGGUUGCAUUCAACGAUACUCCAACAACAGUCUUCUGGACGGAUUAUGUAGCAACAAGAUGGUACAGAGCUCCAGAACUCUGUGGAUCCUUCUUCUCAAAGUAUACACCAGCUAUUGACAUUUGGAGCAUCGGGUGCAUCUUUGCUGAGGUCUUGACAGGGAAACCUUUGUUUCCUGGUAAAAAUGUUGUCCAUCAGUUAGACUUGAUGACUGAUCUUCUAGGAACACCUUCCAUGGAUACAAUUUCCCGGGUUCGGAAUGAGAAAGCAAGAAGGUACUUGAGCAGCAUGAGAAAGAAAGAACCAGUUCCAUUUUCUCAGAAGUUUCCCAAUGCAGAUCCUUUGGCACUAAAACUCUUGCAACGGUUAUUGGCCUUUGAUCCAAAGGACCGUCCAACGGCUGAAGAGGCAUUGACUGAUCCAUACUUUAAAGCCCUUUCCAAGGCUGAUAGAGAACCAUCAUGUCAGCCCAUCAGAAAAGUGGAGUUUGAAUUUGAGCAGAGAAAAUUGUCUAAGGAAGAUAUAAGGGAGCUGAUAUUCCAGGAGAUAUUGGAAUAUCAUCCACAAUUGCAGAAGAACUACAGAAAUGGAACAGAGAGAGCAACCUUUCUCUACCCAAGUGCGGUUGAUCAGUUUAAGAAGCAGUUUUCUCAUCUUGAAGAAAGCAAUGGAAGUGGUUCUGCAAUUCCAAUGGAUAGAAAACAUGCAUCCCUUCCUAGGUCUACCACUGUUCACUCUACUCCAAUUCCUGCCAAGGAACAACCUCUUGCGGCCUCAUUGAAGAGUAGGCCUGUAUCAGAUGAACCUAGUAAAAAUCCCAGGGUCAUGGGAGGAUUUCCUGGAAAUGCUCCCGCUACUUCUCAGGCUCCAAGGCCACAAGGAGCAAAACCAGUGGCACCAGGGAGACCUGCUGGUUCAGUACUACCUUAUGAGACAGGAAGCACCAAUGAUCCUUAUGGUGCAAGGGGACCUGCGAUGAGUUCAGGUUAUCCUCCCCAGCAGCAAACCUCACAAGCAAAUGAUUAUCAUCAAAUGCCUGCAAGGAUGCACAGCGUUGACCAAUCACAGACCAUGGAUGCUUACAAAACGCAUUCACAGACGCAGGCCUAUGCUUAUUGGAACACCAAAGUGACGGCUGAUGUUGCUGUGGACAUGAGAGCUUCCCCCUUCAAACACUCAGCAGGAUCAACGAAUGGUUCGCUAGAUAGAAUGGUAACACAGACUGACAUAUACACAAGAUCUCUGAACGGCAUUGUUGCCGCCGCGGCGUCGGCAGGCGUUGGUACUAACAGAAAGGUUGGUGCUUUACCCGUCAGCGCCUCAAGGAUGUAUUAGUUGACUAACAACCUAUUUGAUUGGCAUAUAUUGGAUUUCCUUUGCUGGAGCGGCUUCUGUUUAUCCACUAGCCACCAUUAAAAUAAACGGAAGAAAUUUACCUGGAAGAUGAUUAGAUGGAUGAUGAUGAGAGCAACUGAUCGAGGUGAUUCAGUCCUAGUCUUCUGGCCUCUUCCAUAUGCUGUUUGGCAUGGUAGAAUUGUUGCUCUUCUUUGCUGUGCAACAGUCAACAGAGAAAUGUACUCUACAUGGAAACUUUCUUGCUAAAUUACAAAAAUACAUCACACAGGUCAUCAGAA